Molecule: messenger RNA, 1473 nt
Organism: Adineta steineri
Lineage: Eukaryota; Metazoa; Rotifera; Eurotatoria; Adinetida; Adinetidae
Source: the annotation of a GenBank genome assembly
AUGGAAUUUGAGGAAGUUCAAUUAAUUGUUAAUAGAGCUAUUGAACAAACUAAAACUCAUCAAAUUGAUUUACUUAUGAGAUGGCUUGAUGGUAUACUUUUAAAAUAUCGAGGAUCAACUUUAUCUUCAAAUUCAACAUCACCUAAAUUUAAUAAUGGCCAACGUUUUUUAUGUCCUUGUGGUCGAUCAUUUUCAACAGAGAUAACAAUACGUGAAACUACAAAUGUCGAUGCGAGUUCUCCUCCUGCUACACCUAUGCUUUCACUUAAGACUGAUCUGAAACAUCAACAACAACAACAAUCACAAGAAUCACUUUCAAAACGAUUACGUAUGCCAAUGAUGGAUGUAUUACAUCCAACAGCAUCAAUAUUAUUGAAUUCAUCAUCAUCAUCAUCAUUAAUUGUACCUUGGUCAACAAUGAAUAUGAAAAAUUAUGAAAAUAGUCCAGAAUUGAUGAAUGCAGAAUCGAAUCGUGGUGAAAGUGAUAUUGAAUUAUCAAGUGAUGAAUCAAGAUGUAUAGAUGAUAUAGAUGCUGUUUUAUCACCAGAUAAAACUACAAUAUCAAAUUUUAUUUAUUCAAAUGAUUUAUGGGCAACACCAUCACUUUCAAGUACUGCAAAUAGUACUCUAACAAAUUCAACAAAUAAUCAUGAUGAUGAUAGACAAGAACAGCAACAAAUGAUAACACUUAAACCAGUUAGUAAUGAACCAUUAUCACCAACACCUGCUCUUAUUCAUGAUGGAGAAAUGUGUAAAACAGUUGCAACUAUUCAUAGACGUCCAAUGCUUGUCGCAUUUACUGAUCCAAGAGCAUGUUCACCAACAGGACCAACUCAUUUCAAAUGUACUCAAUGUCAUGAAACAUUUGAUAGUCUUUUACUUGGACAAGAACAUGCAAAUAAUGGCAUGUGCACAUCUGAUACAACAAUUAAUACAUUAGAGAAUUCCGAGUCUCCACCAUCAUCAGCUGUUUCACCAUUAUUCGAUUCUUUUCAAGAAGAUUUGGAUGAAGGAAUUACUGCUCGAUUUGAUACAAAAGCAGCAUGUCCGAUAUGUAAUAAAGUAUUUAGUAGUGUUCAUACAAUGGUUCGUCAUAAAACUUCAAUACAUGAUAGACAAGUUCGAUAUGGUUGCAAUAUUUGUGGUCGUUUCUUUUUUCGUAAAGAUAAAUUAACAUCACAUAUGGUUUAUCAUCAAGAUUUUGAUACAUAUGUAUGUUGUUUUUGUACAGUUGGUUGUAAAUCUCGUAUGUUAAUGAGACAACAUUUAAAACGAGACCAUGUUAUAUCAAGUGAAGAUACGCGUUUAAAUGAUAUACUCAAUCGAUGUCAAGUUAAAAAAUCACUUAAUCUAGAGACAAAUAUGUCUGUUGCAUAUGGUACUGAUAGACAAAUAACGUCAUUGAAACGAAAUAUAAAUACAAUAACCAUUGAAAAUGAUAUUAAACAAACGACCAAUAUUAGUAGUAAUUAA